Messenger RNA from Oreochromis aureus, 3801 nucleotides. RefSeq names its product CKLF-like MARVEL transmembrane domain containing 4 (gene cmtm4). Gene Ontology annotation, cellular component: membrane. The record is from RefSeq and is a predicted model, not a curated record. Lineage: Eukaryota; Metazoa; Chordata; Actinopteri; Cichliformes; Cichlidae. The coding region runs from base 863 to 1489 and encodes 208 amino acids. The transcript has 4 exons.
AGAGGAACAGUGGGUUUUAAACUCCAUAUAAAGACAAGCAGCCACACACUGUAAUCCCCUUGGGAAAAUAGAAAUCGUGUCACCAGGCCUGGCCGGUGUUCAAAUGCUGCACAGUCACACCGACGAAUGUGAGAGUGUGUGAGAAGAGCUCGGUGCUGUCGGCGUGGUUCCGGCUGGAUUCGUUUUGCAAGCUGUUUGGGAGCACUUAAACCGGGCGCAGAGCCUACUCUGAAGAAUGUGCAGUUUUCAGGAGGGCGGAGACAAGCCUGCUUUCCAUCCACAGCGAGGGGCAGCGGCGUCCGUACGCAGCCGUACUGCGCGCUGCUGCUGCUGCUGCUGCUGUGGAGGCUGCAUAAUUAAGUUUACAACAGGAGACAGCGCGGAUCUCUCUCGCUUCUUCUGGGCCACAAUGGGUGAAUGUUUUUCGGUCUCACAGCACGGCAGGCAUUUUCCCCCGAUCUGCCGAACUAACCGGAGUCGUCCGUGGUAAAGUGAGUGGCACAGGGACUCGAACAAGUGACCCGCCUAACAUAGUUCUAAGUGCGGCUGUUUUGGAGAGGCGCAACACUGGAACCGGGAAGAACCGCCUGGAGGUGGAGGGGGUGGCUGCACUGAUCCUAUACCAGUCCUGCACGCGAUGUUAAAGAGCAACUACCGUGGCGGUUUCACCUCGGGGUGGCUACGAGAAGUGGACUGUCCGGUUUGUUUUCUCCAUCUGCUCCCAGCUUGCGUGGAACAAAGUGUGCUCUCUGUCACAUAAGGCGCGCAGUGAGGUAGAUCCAGGAGGACUGGCAGCGUCGGUUUCCAUUUGUCUCUCUCUCUUAAAAAAAAAGAAGAAAAGAGUUCAGCUUCUCCAGAAAUCAUGAGGACCACCGAAGAGACGGAGGGCUUUGACGGCGAGGCCUCCAACACUUCCAUGAUCUCCGGGGCCAGCAGUCCCUACCAGCCCACCACCGAGCCCGUCCAUUCGCGGAACGUUUUUGGGGGGAUAGUGUGCGACAUGGAGUACCUCAAGUCAUACUUUGGGAUUUUAAAGGUGGUUGAAGUGGUCCUUUCACUCAUCGGCUUCAUCUGCAUAGAAACGAUCAUGAUGUGUUCCCCCUGUGGAGGGGUCUACUUCUUUGAGUUUGUCAGCUGCAGUGCUCUUGUGGUGACAGGAGUCCUCCUCCUGAUCUUCUGCCUCAACAUCCACACCAAGGUGCCCCACGUAAACUGGAGCCUCACGGACCUCGUUAACACAGGUGCCAGCACCCUGUUUUUCUUCUUGUCAUCUCUCGUGCUUGCUUGCAUCAACCACAACACUGGAGCUGAAAUAGCAGCAGUGAUUUUUGGCUUCCUGGUGACUGUCGUGUACGGAAUAAACACCUUUCUGGCAGUGCGGAAGUGGCGCCGUGGCGCUGGGUGUCAGGGGGCGGCUCAGGCCAGCGAUUACAUUCGGGCACGCACGGCAUCGCGUGGCGAAGUGGAGCCACGACCUGAGCUUGCAUGAGUGCUGGCAGACAAUCAGGAAGACUAAGAAAAAGCCACGCUACCAGCAGCUGACUCUAAUGGAAACAGCUCUGCCUUCAGAACAGUAUUUCCACUCCAGUGAGACAGCCACCUUCGGCUCACCGCAUGCUUUUGACUUCUCAUCACAACACUUCAGCUGUGAAUGAGGCUCCGUGGCUUUGUUCAGCAGCCGUCCUGGCUGCUCCUGGUGACACAUAAACACUUUUGAGUAGAAAACCCGGGUCACAUUUGAGGGUGUGCUUUGUAAAAUCCUUCAUCCACAUGUUUUUCCAAAGCAUUGUGAAGGACAGCUUCCCCUGAAAGGCUACAAAAAGAAAGCCUGACUUCUCCCCAGCUGUGCACAUACUCUGGUUCCGGUAUAUGUGUUGACUUUUGGGCACGCUUUGUCUUUCACUGUGAAUGAAGUCCAGUAAAACAAGGUCAGCUUUUGUACAGUCUGCUUAUGUCAUGCCGCUGAAGUCUGUGGUAAUAAAUGUGAUCAUGAAAUGAGGAAACCAGUGGACCAGCAACAAACCCUAACCUGCAGUCCAACCAUGACUUCAUUGUUCUUUCUCACAGCUUUUACCUUCUACCUUUGAGCAAGCCUGACAUUUAAUUUUUUAAUUAUACAUGCUCUGAUGAAAGUUUCCUUGUCCUUUGUCUUGGCUGAUCUUACAAAUCUUACUUUUACACAUGGCCUCUAGCCACUAUUACCAUACUGCAUUUAUGGAGUAAGAGUGCAGAUUACAUGCACUGCAUUACUCCACAACACUUAAAAUGGGGAAAAAAUAACUUCUUUGUAACACAAAUGCAUCCAGUUGGUUUGACACAAUAACAGGGACAUUAUUUUUAGCUGAGCUUCUACAUAAACUAUUCAGACGAAAUCUCUCCAGCGUUCCUAAAAAAGUUUUACUUAUAGAUGUGUGUUAGGCCUACACUGUGAGCCUGGAGGCUAUCACGCAAUGAUAAUGUAAUCUGUAUCUUAAUUUUUGCACACGUCCAACACUUCAGGUAACACAAAUGUUAAAAGUACAUCAGUGAGAUUCAUUUUAAAGCAAACAUCAGUAGAUGGCGUGGUUGAGACCAAUGUCAUUAGCCUAUACACUGCUUCUCAGGUACUGACCCUCCUAUAUUACAAAAAAAAAAAAAAUCACAGGGUGCCUCGACCUAAACACUGUGUUUCCUAAUGCCUUUCUAAAUAUUAGACUUGAUGAGUCUGUGGGGUGGAAACAUGGUACAUUUAGCAAAUCUGUGGUUGAUUGAAAUGUUUGUAUAUGUAUCUACAAUGAUAUUAUCCCACAUUUCAUGUAUUAUGAUAUCCCUAUCCUUCAUUCCCCUUAUAGCAGCCUCCACAAAGCCCAUCCUUCCAUUACUGAUUUCUCUUUAAUAUUUUUCAGUUUGGUCAGUGCACCUGGAGUAAACAGGAAGUUAAACCUUUGUCUACUUAUUUAACAUCUGAUCUUCUUUUAAUGUACACUACAGUUAAGACCUGAACCUUCUUCAGGCAAGUUGACUAUGGCCCCCUCUUCUGGUCUUUAUAUGAAAUGUAUCUUUUUGUCGCGUCAGUGGAUCGGGUGUAUAGGUAGAUGAUUUUACAUUAGUGUGUUUAUAAGUGAAGGACCAGAAAUGUAUUUGACUGUGGAUUUUUUUUAAAAUUAAGAAUAAUAAAUGCCCUGAAGAUGCUUGAUUAACCAGGCAUUUCUUAGAUUUUAAAUAACUUAUGUUUUAAUGCUGUUUCUCUUGGUUUGGUGAUUGACGUAGACGUAUGAGAAGACAAUCCUGUUCGUAUUUAUGUGUGUGUAACUUACUUUGAUGGAUUUGUUUUUGAGUAAUACUAUUACCAUGUUCACUUAAGAGUUUGUACAGCAACAAAAUCACGCUAUUGCAUUAUGCUAUUUGAUCAUAUAAACAGACCAUAUUUGUCAAACGCUUAUCAAGCUGCAGCUCUCUCCGUGUAUGACUGUGCUGCAAUAUGUUACGAAAUUUGUAUUUAUGAGAAAGAAAAGGCUUUCUGCUGGUUUGCAGGUGGUGACAUAAACGGCAAACAAUGAUCCAAUCACGAAGAAGUGUGGAGACUUCACACUGGUUUAUAUUGACAUUACUGAAACGAAGACAGGUUUUUAUUCAAACUUUUUUUUUUUGCAAAAAAAUCCAAAACCAAACAAAAAAUAAACAAGCAGGCAACUUACAGCUACACUGGUUUUUACAAAGGUACCCGUUUAUAAAAUGGUACUGUGUGGGGAUGUUGUUUGAAUGUUCCAAAUAAACUGAAGGUUCUCCUACUUCUUGGAAAGAAUAAAUCAUUUAAAACCA